Hirsutella rhossiliensis is the source of this 324-nucleotide messenger RNA. RefSeq lists its product as uncharacterized. The record is from RefSeq and is a predicted model, not a curated record. The transcript has a single exon. The coding region runs from base 1 to 324 and encodes 107 amino acids. NCBI's taxonomy places the organism in Eukaryota, Fungi, Ascomycota, Sordariomycetes, Hypocreales, Ophiocordycipitaceae.
AUGAAACCGACGCCCCGGCUGCUGGUGCGUAUCGUAGUCGGCAAAAUCGAGAACAGGCAACGGCUCGAGGCCAUUCUGCGGGACACGCCAAUACGAGCGGAAACUGAGGGCUGGAACUGUGUAGAGUGGAUAAAGGAGGUGCUCGAAGGUGUCGGCCGAGACGAUAGGGCUUUAGGCACGGCCGUCACCGAGUGGCAGUACGUACGAGACUGGGCCAUGUGGUACAUUGAUGAAAAGCAUCAAGCUGGUCGUUUCGACAUGUACUACGACCCCGAAAAGGCACCGACGUGGGACUUGCUCGAGAGCAAGGAGCUCAUCCCUUGA